ACUGAAAAGCUGAACAGUCAGUUGUGGUGCAAUGGUCAGAGUUUCAAAUCCCUACCCCCAAGUCUUGAGUUUGAAUCCUUGCUCCUUUUUUUUUCUUAUUCUUUAUUUGUUUCCUUCUUUUCUUCAAUUCUCUUCAAUUUAUUUUGGUCCCAAACUUCCAUGUUUAUUUUCCGUUCUUGAAAUUGUUCUCAAUGCGUCCAAAUGGCCUCAAAAUACCUACAAAACAUAUAAAACCAAGCAUAGGACCGCUCUACACAAAUAAAACGGAAAAUUGAAAUAAAAUAUAAACAUUAAAUUCAAUUGAGACUCAAAACUCCUUCAAAAUAUGAUUAAAAAGUGUAUAAAAUAUGUGCAUAUCAGUCACCAAAUAAAUUUUCCUUUUUGACUUUUUGAGGAUUUAAUGGAGGGAUAUUUUUGUGUUGACUUUCUAAAAAUAUCCUUGAUGUGAUGUGUAAAAGUAAGAUGUGAUAUGUAGAUUAUUAGUAAAAAGACCACUCCGAUCAACAUUCCUUUCGGAUCGAGUGCGGCCAUGGGAUCCACUCCGAUCAUCACCUUCGUCGGAUCGAGCGCGACUAUGGGGUCCGCUCCGGUCACCUCGAUUAUUGGACCAACCGCGGCUAUGGCCGCAAUGGUCACCCCACUCGGACCGAAUAUGGCUUCGGCCAUACCGGUCAUUCCCUCACUUGGACUGAACAUGGGUGUCUUCACAUCUGCACCGGUCGGACAUCCUACUGUCAUGCUGCCUGCGAAUUUUGUCAAAGAACUGACAAAGUUCACAGGUGUUGGCUUUAAAAUAUGGCAGCAAAGGAUGUUAUUUUGGCUGACCACCCUCAACCUUGCGAGGUACUUGAGGGAGGAUCCCCCUGUUGUGGGGGAGAACGCGGACGAGCCAACACUUCAAGCCAAUGUGGUGGAGCAUCCACUCAAAGAGGGUUCUUCCAAAGGGCCUUAGCCAAACAAGGACAAGAAGAAAAUUGGUCCUAAAGAAGACAAUUUUAUCUAGCAAUUAUUUGUUAAAUAAAAUACCACGAAAGCAACUCGUUAAGACUCCUUACGAGUUGUGGUAUAAUAGGAAACCUUCCUAUAAAUACCUGAAAGUGUUGGGGUGCCUUGCAAAAGUUUUAGCACCACCACCAAAGAAAAUAAAGAUUGGUCCAAAGA
Molecule: messenger RNA, 1161 nt
Organism: Cuscuta campestris
Lineage: Eukaryota; Viridiplantae; Streptophyta; Magnoliopsida; Solanales; Convolvulaceae
Source: the annotation of a GenBank genome assembly